Messenger RNA from Pungitius pungitius (ninespine stickleback), 6048 nucleotides. RefSeq names its product NUAK family, SNF1-like kinase, 1b (gene nuak1b). The record is from RefSeq and is a predicted model, not a curated record. The transcript has 8 exons. Gene Ontology annotation, cellular component: cytoplasm. Bases 763 to 2763 code for a protein of 666 amino acids. NCBI's taxonomy places the organism in Eukaryota, Metazoa, Chordata, Actinopteri, Perciformes, Gasterosteidae. Gene Ontology annotation, biological process: protein phosphorylation; intracellular signal transduction. Gene Ontology annotation, molecular function: protein serine/threonine kinase activity; ATP binding.
AGAGGGAAGGAGGAGGAGGAGGAGGAGGAGGAGGAGGAGGUCUGCGUAAAACCCCGCCUCCGGUCUCGGAUCCUCCCGCAAGUCUUAUUCACAGCUUCUCACGUUGAGGACACAGAGAGGAAAAGGGGGAGAAACGAGAAAGAAAGGCACACGAAGACCAAAAAAAAAAAAAAAAACACCGAAAGAAGCAGCAGCAGGGGCGCAGCGAAACCACCAUGGCGAUACCCAAAACGUCUCAGCUUGAGAUAGUGUCCGAUCCCUGCGCACCUCUACCGCCGUCGACCACUGCACGGAGCAUGCAGCCGCACAAUAGACAGAGCCCCGAUGAAUGAGGAGCCGUACCCGGGCCGAGGAGGGCAAAAUGAGGGUCAUCUUCAUCCAAAACGCCGGUUUCGUCGCAGCUUUCUCGCCUUUCCGAUGUGAGUCGGUGAUGUCGGCAGCGUUUAGGACGACAGAUGAGACAUGUGGGUGAUUCAUCAUUUGGAAGAUUUAGUAGGAAAAAGAGAUAAUACCAUGAACAGGUAAGAGAACAUCUCUGUUCACUUUGAUCAAACCCAAUCGAUCAACUUAGACAAUCUGGAAAUGUCAGUUUCCACAUGUAAUAAUAGGCUAUGACUAGUAGACUACACGUUAUUCCUUGUAAUUUAUUUAUUUAUUAUUACUAUUAUUAGACCUUUUAAGUAUUAUAUUAGCAACUUACUUUAGCUAGGUAGUUUGACAUAUUUAACAGUGGGAAGGUCGUUUAAACACUUCCCUAGUGAGAUGGAAACCGCUUAUUUAUCGCCCCUCCGGGCGCCAACCCGGCCCCAGGCCCAGAGGGGUCAAACCUCAGCGGGGAUACCGGCGAGAGGUGACCUCUCGCCGCCUCCCCCGGCUCCAUCCCUCCCUGCCGGCGGCGGCUCCUCGGUCGAAGAGACCCCGGCGAGCGCCGAUGGGCGGAGGGGCUCGGGCGUGAAGAAACACCACCACAAGCACAACUUGAAGCACCGCUACGAGCUGCUGGAGACGCUGGGAAGGGGCACCUACGGCAAGGUCAAGAAGGCCAUCGAGCGCCGCUCCGGCAGAGAGGUUGCUAUCAAGUCAAUUCGGAAGGAGAAGAUCAAGGACGAGCAGGACAUGGUCCACAUACGUCGAGAGAUUGAGAUCAUGUCCUCCCUCCGCCACCCACACAUCAUCUCUAUAUAUGAAGUGUUCGAGAACAAGGACAAGAUCGUGAUAGUGAUGGAGUAUGCCAGCAAGGGCGAGCUGUACGACUACAUCAGCGAGCGGCGGCGCCUGAGCGAGCGGGAGACGCGACACUUCUUCAGACAGAUAGUCUCCGCCGUGCACCACUGCCACAAGAAUGGCGUGGUGCACAGGGAUCUGAAACUGGAAAAUGUGCUACUGGAUGAAAACUGUAAUAUCAAGAUCGCUGAUUUCGGGCUGUCCAACCUGUACCACAAGGACAAGUUGCUGCAAACCUUCUGCGGCAGUCCGCUCUACGCUUCGCCAGAGAUCGUCAAUGGGAGACCUUACCGUGGCCCAGAGGUGGACAGCUGGGCUCUUGGGGUGCUGCUGUAUACCCUGGUCUACGGGACAAUGCCAUUUGAUGGUGGAGACCACAAGAACCUCAUCCGCCAGAUCAGCAACGGCGACUACAAAGAGCCCACCCAGUCCUCAGACGCCCGGGGACUGAUCCGCUGGAUGCUGAUGGUGAACCCCGAGCGCCGGGCCACAGUGGAGGACAUAGCCAACCACUGGUGGGUGAACUGGGGCUGGAAGAACAGUGUGUGUGACUGCGAGACCCAACGCGAUCACGGAGGCUCGCCCAUGCUGGCCCGCUUCCUCGACUGGCAGAACCGCACUGAGCCACGUGGUUCUGGAGCCAAGGCGGCCGCGUUGCCACAGCUGCUGCGCCAGAGGCCCAAAAAGUCCAAGAAGGAAAAUGUUGAAGCCGGGGAGGCCCACUGCGGAGCGGAGGACAAGCCGGGUCUGAAGAGACCCAAGGGCAUCUUGAAGACCCGGCUCACCGGGGAGCAGCGGUCUGCCAGUCUGGAAGAAGUGGAGCUGGGCCCGGCGCCGCCGCCCAAGCAGGCCGCAGGCGGAGAGGAGGCCUCGAGUCCGGACCAAGAGGAACAGGAGUUGAGCCUGGGAGGUGGCUCGCCGGCGAAGAUGGUGCCCUCGCUGCCCAGGAAAGGCAUCCUCAAGAACAACCAACAGCGGGAAUCCGGGUACUACUCCUCCCCGGAGCGCAGCGAGUCCUCCGAGCUGCUGGGCGGUGCCAGCAUGUCGCUGCUGGCCACCUCCCCGCCCAGGAGGAUGAUGGGUCGAAAGGGCAUCUUGAAGCGAAACGGCAAAUACUCCACCUACAGCGGGCCUCCGUCGGCGGUGGCGGCGGCGGCGGCGGCCGGCGUCCUCGGGGAGCCUCAUCCCCCGGCCGACUCCGGCCUGUCGCGCAGCCAGAGCCGGCCCUCCAGCAUCGUCGGGGAGGACAGCUCCGCCCUGUCGCUGUCGCCCACCUCCAUCGGCGGCGCCGAGUGGCACCCGUCCGCCCCGCGCCUGCGCCCCAACAUCAGGGCCUGCGUCUCGGCUGAAGACCUGCUGCAGCUCGCCAGCUUCCAGGGCUUCCAGGCGGCCCCGCCGCUCCAGGGACCCAAGUUCAGCCGCGGCCCCAAAACGAAAGGCUCCCCGGGGGACAAUGGCAGCUUCUCCUUGCUGGGGGACCUGGAGGACAUGACUCAGGUGUACCAGCAAGCCCUGGACAUCAGCGGCAACCUCACUUAGCAGAUGGGCGAGAGAGAGAGAGAGAGGGAGGACGCAGAAGGAAUUCAUCAUGACUGUGUGUGUGUGUGUGUGUGUGUGUGUGUGAUUUUUACAGGUGGCAUUAACGACCAGUGUGUUACUGGGAUACACCUUUUGGGAAGUAGUGGUUUUCCAAAUGGGUGCUGAAAUCUUGAUGGAAAUGAUAUGUUCUUCGCACAUAAGUGUACACACACACACACACACACACUCGUGCACUUGUCUCUGACCGGAGGGGAUUCCGUUGGGGCUAAAGAGGAGCCGACACACAGGAGAAUGCCACCCAGUCGGCUUUUGGUUGGCCCCCGCCCCGUAGACUUUGCUGUGUUCGACAUGUUUACAUAUUCAGCAAGAAAGCAAGUUAGAAUCAUCACAAACGCAGCCACCAGAGGCCGGUCGGCUCUCCCCGUGCACCACCCGUAUCGAGUUUGAGUUUACAAAAGCACCUUAAAAACUCACACAGAGCACACGCUUUUGUGAUCUUUUACUUCCUUUAAAAAGAAAAAGAGAGAAACCAACCAGGGUCUUGUUCCAAAAGAAGAAGAACAAAAAACGGACAUUGCUGAUUAUUUAUUAAUACUUUUGUAGCUUUUUAGUUUUAAGUGCAAAACUGGUGGGCGCUGGCUGUUACUGGAAGAGUCCAAAGCUCCUUUGAGUGGAACUGACAUAUAUACUUAUGUUACUCCGUGGUGAGAAACGUAUAUAUACUCAGCAUAUAUAACAGUGUCUGCGCUUGUAAAACACGUAGACAAAUAUACCUUCAUAAAAGCGUAUGACCUAUAUAUAUGUAUUAUGCCAGGGAAUAUGUAGGAAGUGCCUUUUUUGAUUCAUAAUUAAGAAUUAUUUAUGUCAUUUCCUUAAAGUGGAGAGAAAAGCCAGGCCAACCUGUCACCAGUUGUGCUUUUUUUUUUUUUUUUUUUUUUUUUUAAUAUUUGAAAAUAAGUGAAUGUGCAGAGACCCAGGGCCUUCGGGCGCGCACGGCCCGACUAGCUUUACUUGUGUCGGGGUUCAAAGGUCAAACCGGGGACAGUUGAGAUCAAACAGACUCCCCUCCUUCCACAUGUAGAGUACCACAGAGGCUGCCUCAGUGUUCUUUGUCUGGGUUUUAAGCCCAUAGUUUGGAUUGUCAGCAGUUUAGGUGGUUUGAUGAGCACAGAUUUGCUGGCAGCACCAGGAGGCCUGGAGGGACUCACCUAGUGGGGCACUUAGCGAAGGGAGAUGGGCCAGACACCAUCUCACAGUCCUGGAAUGUCCCCGGCUCACUCAACCUUGGAAGUUUUCACAUUUUUCGGGGCUACCUGAUAAAACUACCUGAGAAUCUUUUUUUUUUUUAAUCUUCUUUUACCAAAGACACUCAUAACUUUCAAUCUGGUUAAUAUUUCCCCCCUCGAAAGCUCUUUAAAAAACCUCCAAGCAAGAUUAUUAGUUUAGGUUGCUGAUGACGCUGCGAAUUCCUCAGACAAAGGCUGGAGACGUGUUGGUGCUGGAGAUCUCUAUCAGGCCCCGACUCAGCACAGGUGGGAUCUGCGGUGCGUGCUUAGCCCUCCAGCUGUGUAUACUACUCCAUUGUGUCAACGGAGCACAAUUAGCCAGCCAUUGUUUUUUUUUGUUUUUUUUCGUUUGAGAGUAAGAGAGAGACGUGAGAGAUUUAUAGCUGAAGGGAGAAGAAGCGUGUGUGUGGAAGAGAGAUGCUCGGUAAAGGCGCUGAGGUCAGAAAGGACUUUCCUGUAGAACACGGGAAAAAGGUCGAGGUGUUAGAUUUAUUGUUGGAAAAGGAAUUGUGAAGUGGAAUAGUGGAAGCAAAGAACAUGAGUAGAAAGAGUUGAUGGGAAGUUUUUAAACCCAAAAUAUGUUGAUGGUUUGGCAGGAUUCAGAAGAACAGUUAGGGACUAAUGGGAGGCCUCUGGAUUCUUUUUCUUUUUUGACUUGGAAGUCCCGAUAAAUCAAUGAAAUCAUCCCCACAUUGGCUUCAAAUCCCGUUUUUUUUUCAUUUUCUUUUUGAGUUUCUAUCUGAGAUGCUGGAGAGUGUUUCUACAGAUUGUCUUGAGGCUCAGUCAGUGUGUGAUUUGUGUGUCCUGCGUGGCAUUAGAAAGUGUUUAACGCUCCGUUCCCGCAGCAGAAAGUGGGACAACGGUGACUGACAUCAUGCAAAAUACCAAAUGAUGUGGAUGUAGGAACAUGCCGUAAACAGCCCAGAGGGAUCUCAUGGUGGAUGUUUGCAGGGUUCCUCUGGUGCGAAGCAAAGGUCCUGGGUCUCAAUUCCAAUGAAAGACCCGUUGCGUAUUAUAUUGCAUUUUAUUGCCUUUUUGUAUUGCAUUUUAUGGUCAACUGGAUUUACAGUGAGAAAAUUAUACUAUGUUAGUAUUUUUGUUUCAUUAUGCUUCUGUUUUUGAUUUUCCAAAAUAUAAGAAACUUUAUAUUGCUUUAUGUUAUGGCAGAAAAUACUUCAGAUCUGAAGUUGGUGUGGUCUCAGUUUCCAUCUGUUUUGCUACACCUGCGGGAGGGAGAAGCUCAGUUCAGAAGUAGUUCAUUAAAAACACUUAAUGCAAAGGGUCAGAAUGCAAGAUUGUUCAUUGAUGUUUUGAUAGCUGACCCUAAGAAAGUUGGAUUUGCUCUUCUGCCAAAGUCCAAAAUCGGAUGGUGAAACAGUAACUCUGCCAAACUGGAAAUACGUGGUGCAUAUCUGUUAGUUAGCAGUAGUCUAAUCAUAGAAAAACUUGACUGGAUAUUGUUAUGACAAUAAUAGUAAAUUAGUAUUAUUAUGAUAUUUAAGUAUUAUUUUUGUUAUGGCUCAUUACCAUUGAUGGCUAUUGCCACAGUUCUUCUUGUCUGUGGGUGAUCCUGGACUGCCGAGGUGGAGUAAGUCGUGUGCCUUUGGUAUCUUUCAUCAACCCUUUUUUUUUUUUUUUCCUUACUUUUUUUUUUUGAUAAUGAAAAUUAUUAUGAAUGUGUUUUGAUACUUGUAUUUAUUGGUGAUCAAGCCAUUUCAUUUGUUGACCCAAAUACUCCCUUCUCAUGCUUUCGGGCCUACUCUAGACUGUGUGUUGUGUUCAGGUCCGACUGCACACAAGAACAGAAUCGUUUGUACGAAAUCAAGUGGUUUCAUCUCAUUGUGAAAGCAGCAGUCAGCCGUGUUAUUUUUAAGAGUAAGAAAUUAACAGCUCCUCGAAUCCUGUAAAAUGUCUUAAUACGUCCACCUGGGUGCGUUUCUACACGACACAAUAUUGCUGUAGUUCUGAAUCAACUCAAAUAAAUGGAUCUUGAAAGUUA